GGUGAUUGUCCUUAAUUUUGUCAUUGUAGAAGAAAAAACAAAAUAAACUCAAAAUAUGAACACGAAGAACAACGUCCUUGUGGACGUGUCACCAUUCUUGUUAUUAGAAGAAUCUGCAGAUUCCGAGACUCAUCAUGAAGAUCAAGGUGGCUACGAGGGAGAUGAUGAUGAUACAGAGUAUGGGAAUGAUGCCGAGUCAACGAGUCAGGUGACGGGUAGGUCGGCUGGUUUUGACUCGGUGGAGAUGGAUAAUGAAGAAGAAGAGGAAGAAGAGCUAGUCAAGGGAGAGAAAGAGGAACACGAUGAGGAAGAGGUGAAUAGUCACGGGAGGUGGCCGGAGAAGAGAGAAGAUGAAAUCCGGAGCGUAGAUUCGUCCUCCACAAGGAAUAAUGAUGAGAGAUUGAUGAGGAGGAGGAAGAUUGAAAAAGAUCGAAUGUUUUGGGAAGCUUGUUUGGCUUCUUAAUUAAUAUGCAUCAAACUGUUUUUUUUUCUGCUAAAAAUAUGCAAAUUGUUAAUUUUGUGUUGUUGUAUUCGAAUAUAUUUUGCUUAAAUACCUGUGAUAGAUAUGUGAUUUGUCAGCUAGUUAAUUACGUAUUGUAAAUUUAUAUUUAAAUAAAACU
Messenger RNA from Eruca vesicaria subsp. sativa (arugula), 620 nucleotides. NCBI's taxonomy places the organism in Eukaryota, Viridiplantae, Streptophyta, Magnoliopsida, Brassicales, Brassicaceae. The record is from the annotation of a GenBank genome assembly.